Molecule: messenger RNA, 1718 nt
Organism: Dendrobium catenatum
Lineage: Eukaryota; Viridiplantae; Streptophyta; Magnoliopsida; Asparagales; Orchidaceae
Product: heat stress transcription factor A-2b
Exons: 4
Coding region: 171-1232 (353 amino acids)
Biological process (GO): regulation of transcription by RNA polymerase II
Cellular component (GO): nucleus
Molecular function (GO): DNA-binding transcription factor activity; RNA polymerase II cis-regulatory region sequence-specific DNA binding
Source: RefSeq, a predicted model, not a curated record
UUUACCCCCACACUGGUCAGUGCCACAGCCCGCGAAAACUUCUACCAAGCUCGGACCUUGAGCCAAUUCUCCUCUUUGCAGUAUUUUUCUCAUUCAAUUCAUUAAGCGAACUCCCUCAUCGCAUCAAAAUCCAAUAUUUGACGUCAGAUUCUCUAUUCUUCCAUUCGUCAAUGGAGCCCCAUUUGCCGAAUCCGGUGAAGGAGGAGAACCCGACGGGAAGCAAUCCUCAACCUGCGUCUUCUUUUGCUCCACGGCCUAUGGCGGGAUUGCAGGAUUCCUGGCCGCCUCCAUUUCUGACGAAGACCUAUGACAUGGUGGACGACGCCGGUACCGAUCAGAUGGUUUCGUGGAGCAAGAUGAGCAAUAGUUUCGUUGUUUGGGAUCCCCAUUCCUUUGCAAUGGAUUUGCUUCCUAAGCAUUUCAAGCAUAAUAACUUUUCCAGCUUCGUCAGGCAGCUCAACACUUAUGGAUUUAGGAAAGUGGAUCCUGACAAAUGGGAAUUUGCACAUGAAGGCUUUCUUAGAGGUCAGAAACACUUGCUGAUGACCAUCAAAAGAAGAAGAGCCCCUGCCCAUUCUUCACAUCAACAGCAGGCUUCUGAGGCAUGCCUAGAGGUUGGAAAGUAUGGACUUGAUGAGGAAGUCGAUAGAUUAAAACGUGACAAGAGCCUAUUGAUGUCAGAAGUCAUAAAGCUAAGGCAAGAUCAGCAGAACUCAAAAGCUCGGCUUCAAGCCAUGACAGAGAAGCUAAAAGGAAUAGAGCAGAAACAGCAGUACAUGAUGACAUUCUUGGCAAGAGCAAUGCAAAACCCUGGCUUCGUAGAUCAGUUAGCUGAACAGAAAGACAAGAGAAAGGAGCUUGAAGAAGCCAUUUCAAAGAAGAGAAAACGCUACAUCAACAUUGUACCUGCAAAUGUUAAUGCCAGUACAAGCCAACUACAACUUCAGGAUCCUGAGUCCAUAUAUACUCUUCAAGGAAAUGAGCAAUCUGGAUAUGACCUUUUAGAGCUUGAGAAUCUGGUCUCAGAUGUUCCAGAAGAGGAGCUAAAUGAAGAGCAGCAGCGAGAGGUUCCAGAAGAGGAGCUAAAUGAAGAAUUCUGGCAGCAGUUGGUUAAUGAAAUGAUCUCAGAUCAGCCAGGAACAACUGACUUAGACUUGACAAAACCUCCAAAGAUGGCGGUUGUUUUGACAUCAUAUGAGCAGAGCCCAUUAUCAUAUCCUUUUACUUGCUAACUAUUUAUGUCGCCAUUAAGAUUUUUUAUUUCUCUUUUCCAUCGUUAUGAUCAUAACCUCAUUGGUCUUUGGGCAGAUAGCACAGUGAAGGAAGAUGAAUAUAAUUUGAUCUUUGCAAGAAAGUUUCACAAGCUACAGUUCAAGUGCAGCUUCUGCUUCCAUUGAAACCAAAUGUCUUGGCUGUUCUCAUCGAGGUCCAGUGUUCUCGAGUUGUUGAAGCUGGUUUCAUGGAGGGCUGGUGGGAGCUGAUCCUUAGGGUUGUGGACAAUUAUUGUCAAGUUUGCUGUGGUUUUAGUAGAGUUCAUUUAGGUUUAUGGAUCAAACAUUAUAUUCUUUGUAUUGAUGUUGCUCGGCUUGUUUAGCUAUUACAAUCAUGUUUUCUGAUUAUUGUUGUUGCUUACAACCAGAUUUUUGUUCGUCUGUAUUAGAGAUGUAAAUGAGUCGAACUUAGUUCGAGUUUAAUUAUAGGAGUUCGAGUUGAUGAAA